Symbiodinium natans is the source of this 10152-nucleotide messenger RNA. The record is from the annotation of a GenBank genome assembly. NCBI's taxonomy places the organism in Eukaryota, Dinophyceae, Suessiales, Symbiodiniaceae.
AUGCGCCUCCUGCGCCUGCUCUGUGUGGUCGCCGUGGUGGCCCUGUCGCCUGAUGAGCUCCGGGUUCUCAGGGAGCUCUUUCCGCAACACGAGGGGGUGCCCUGCCUGGGGCCAAAGGUGGAGUGCAAGCAGGGCCACUUGGUGCGGCUCGACCUGAGCAAAACGGAGUUGAGGGAGGUCCCGGAGUCAUUGGGCAACUUGAUGUGGCUGGAGCAGCUUGAUUUGCGGCAAAACCAGCUGCAGAGCAUCCCCGAGUCGCUGGGCAGCUUGACCAGGCUGAGGAGGCUACUUUUGAGCCACAACCGGCUGAAGAGCAUCCCAGAGUCACUGGGCAACUUGACGCAGCUGAUACGGCUUGAUUUGAGCCACAGCCAGCUGAAGAGCAUCCCCGAGUCGCUGGGCAGCUUGAUGAGGCUGGAGAGGUUAAUCUUGAACGACAACCAGCUGGAGAGCGUCCCCGAGUCCCUGGGCAGCUUGACGCAGCUGACGUAUCUUCGCUUGACACGCAACCAGUUAGAGAGCAUCCCAGACUCGCUGGGCAGCUUGACGUGGCUGACGUGGCUUAGUUUGAGGCACAACCGGCUAGAAAGCAUCCCCGGGUCCCUGGGCAGCUUGACGCACUUGACGUGGCUUGAUUUGAGCCACAACCGGCUGGAGAGCAUCCCAGAGUCACUGGGCAGCUUGACGAGGUUGCGAGGUCUUUAUUUGAGCCACAGCCAGCUGAAGAGCAUCCCCGAGUCGCUGGGUAGCUUGACGAGGCUGGAGAGUUUAGUGUUGAACGACAACCAGCUUCAGAGCAUACCCGAGUCGGUGGGCAGCUUGACGCAGCUGACGUGGCUUCGCUUGACACGCAACCAGUUAGAGAGCAUCCCAGACUCGCUGGGCAGCUUGACGAGGCUGACGAAGCUUGAUUUGAGCCACAACCAGCUUAAGAGCAUGCCUGAGUCACUGGGCAGCUUGACGAGGCUGGAAAGUCUUGAUUUGAGCCAAAACCAGCUGAAGAGCCUCCCCGAGUCGCUGUGCAGUCUGACACAGCUGAUGAAGCUUGACCUUCGCAGCAACAGCCUCGCAGAGCUACCUGAUGCAAUCGGCAGGCUCGGUAGCUUGGUGGUUCUGCAGGCUGACAGGAACGUCCUUACCAAGCUGCCCCAGAGCUUAGGACAGGUCGCAAGCCUCAAGCAGCUUUAUUUACAGCACAACAAGCUCCAAGAUUUCGUUGCAGGCCCGGCUCUGCCAAGCCUUGAGGUGUUGCUUCUGCAAAGCAAUCGACUCCAAGCCAUCGAACAAUUUUGUCAACUGCGGAACCUUACCACGCUUUAUCUGCACAAAAACCAUCUGAGCGGCCGCAUCCCGCCGUGCCUGUCAGCCUUGUCAUCUCUAAGAGUUUUGACUCUACAUGAGAACCGCUUAACUGGAGAGAUCCCUAGGGGGCUUCCGGCAAUGCGCUUCUUGAAAGUCCUGACGCUCCAUCAGAACAAGCUGUCGGGCCGAAUUCCUCUAGAUGUCGGGUCUUUCGAGCAGCUUGCCUUCCUGUCAGCGCACGCAAAUGCUUUAGCAGGGCCAGUUCCAGAGCUGAACUUGACAGACGGCUGCACAAACGACGACUCUUUCAGCAUGAUUGUGGAAGAUGCUGUUUACGGCUCCACGGAGUUCACAUGUGCAGGCCCCAUAUUACCAUUCCUGUGGACGACCCAGAAACUGAAGCAGACGUUCCAGGAUGCUUGCCCGGAGCGUGUUCAUACGUGUGAAAAGGCUUCUGCGAGAGGCCCAACGCUUCUCCUGCAUGGCAAUCGCUUGUCUUGUGAAGCUCCUCGCGACGUAACUGCUGUUCCGGAAUCCUUGAGAUCGCUCGUAGUCAUCGGCAACAUGCUGGGGGAUCCAUCAACGAAGUUGCCGGACUGGGUCGCAAAGGUGGAGCAACAACCGUUCCUCUACGUCUCCGUCUCCACUGCGCGCCUUUUGUGCUGGCGCUUUGCAGCUUUGGCGCUGUUUUUUGCAGGGGCGUGGCGCUUUGUUCUGGGCAGUUGGAAUCACCUGCAACUCACAGAGGCUCUCGAGGACGAAACUGAAAUCUCUCACCGGUUUCUCGUCAGGGCAACUGGUCUCUUCGCCCCUCUCGCACUGGUGGUGUUUUGUCUCUACGUGUUUGGAUCGUUUUACUACGAUGGGUGUGGAGACGAUUUCCUGAAGAGCACCGUUGCUUACUUCCAGAGUCCAGAAUGCGAACUAUGGCUUGGCUGCACGUGGUCCGUUUGGAGCUUAGGCUCCGCGUGGCUCUUGCGGCACGUGCCAAAGCCUAAGAAACACCCCGGCCCAGGCCGCCCGAGCGCUAAGACCUGCAAGGCGCUCUGGUGGAUUGUAUGGCUGGGGUUGGUUCUUCUCCUGUCAGUGCCCUCCAUGGCUUACGCCUUCAUGAGCACGCUGCCACAGCAAAACCAGCUCCUGACGAGGCCAUGGGUGCUAUGGGCCAUCAAGAAUCAAGCUGCCUUGGUCAUGAUGCUGGUGGACAUGCUUGUCACGCCGAAGUUAGCCGCCAUGAUGUCGCAGCGCUCGCGCAUCCGCCGAUCGAUGCUUCUCAUGGCUGCUCGGACAUCCACGAUGUGGCUCAACGCCGCUCUUUGCAUGAUCUACCUCAGCGAGCACUGCCAGCGUGGGUGGACGAGGUAUUGGAACGUCUGCAAUGUGGCUUCCGAGGAGUACAAGGAGUUCAACAUCAGUUUGGGACAGCAUCAACUUCUUGAGCCCGUCGCCGACUUAUGUGGUCAGAACGACCGGUGGUGGGCCACGGACGCUUGCGCGAGGUCUGUGGUGGGUACUCUGGCCCCACUGCUCCUGAGCAAGAUGAUCCAGCGCGCCUUGCUGCAACCAGUGAUAACGGUGCUGCUGUGGAAGCUCUCAGUCAAGGAAGACGGCUCACUCUACCUCACUCCGCUGCGGUUUCUGGGUGUCCGAUGGAAGAUGUGCACCAGCCGAAACCUCGACAGAGCGCAGCAGGCAACCUUCUUGGUCACUUUGGCAGAGGUGCUGCUGAUCUGGGCCCCCUUGAUCCCACUGUUGCUGCCCGCAACGGCCCUUGCGGUCACGCUGAACCUGCGCGUCUUCCGCGUGGGGCAGCACGUCUUCGGAGCCGACGUGCCAGAAUUAGAAGAGGGCGAGACAGCAAGCAUGUCCAGGAAAUACAUGAUGGCCAGUGUGGCGGUGCUCCUAAUCUUUCAGAACUGGUUCGCCUGGACCUCCGAGAAGUCCGGCAUGUGGCUGCUGGGCCUUGCGAGCUGCCUGGCGGUCGGCCUCAUGGGAAGCAUUUCCAGCACAGCUGGAAGUCCUGGUGCCCCUGAGGAGGCUGUGGAGUUGGCGACCCUGGGGAAUGUCGGGCCCUUCGUAUGCUUCAAAGAAGAGAAGGUUCAUCCGGAAGCCGAUCUGUACACCCCCAGCAGCGUGGAGCCACACCAGGCCGAGAUCACGGCCAAUGCGCGAUCUCCAGAAGAGAUCUUCUGCGGCGUGGUGCUGCACAGCUCGGGCGUCCGUGGCCGCCUACUGUACGACUCGGCCUUCCGGCCCGGUGGGGUGUUGCCACGAGUUCUCUUUGAGCUCCAGCUUGCUAAAACAGAGCUCCGGGUUCUCAGGGAGCUCUUUCCGCACCACAGGGGGCCGCCCUGCCUGUUGGGGCGCAGGGUCGAGUGCAAGCAGGGCCACUUGGUGCGGCUCGACCUGAGUGAUUCGCAGUUGAGAGAGGUGCCUGAGUCUUUGGGCGAACUGAUGUGGCUGGAGCAGCUUGAUUUGAGCUACAACCAGCUGAAGAGCAUCCAGGGGUCGCUGGGCAGCUUGACGAGGUUGUGGAGGUUACAUGUGAGCCGCAACCUGCUGAAGAGCAUCCCGGAGUCACUGGGCAACUUGACGCAGAUGACAUGGCUUGAUUUGAGCCACAACCAGCUGAAGAGCAUCCCCGACUCGCUGGGCAGGUUGACGAGGCUUGGGAGUUUAUUCUUCAACGACAACCAGCUGGAGAGCAUCCCCGAGUCGCUAAGCAACUUGACACAGCUGACGUGGCUUCGCAUGACACGCAACCAGUUAGAGAGCAUCCCAGAGUCGUUGGGUAACUUGACGCAGCUGACUUGGCUGCAAAUGAGGCACAACCGGCUGGAGAGCAUCCCAGAGUCACUGGGCAGCUUGACGAGGCUGACGGAGCUUGAUUUGAGCCACAACCGGCUGAAGAGCAUCCCGAACUCGAUGGGAAGCUUGACGAGGCUGAGGGAGCUUGAUUUGAGCCACAACCAGCUGAUGCGCAUUCCCGAGUCGAUGGGAAGCUUGACGAGGCUGAUAAAUCUUGAGUUGGGGCAAAACCACCUGAAGAGCAUCCCCGAGUCGCUGGGCAGUCUGACGCAGCUGACGUGGCUUGACCUGGGCAACAACUUCCUCGCACAGCUACCCGACGCAAUUGGCAGGCUCGAUAACUUAGUGGUUCUGCAGGCCGACAGGAACGUCCUUGCCGAGCUGCCUGAGAGCUUUGGACAGCUCGCCAACCUCAAGCGGCUCUAUCUACAGCACAACAAGCUCCAAGAUUUCGUCGCAGGCCCGGCUCUGCCAAGCCUUGAGGUGUUGCUUCUGCAAAGCAACCGGCUCCAAGCCAUCGAACAAUUUUGUCAACUGCGGAACCUUACCACGCUAUAUCUGCACAAAAACCAUCUGAGCGGCCGCAUCCCGCCGUGCCUGUCAGCCUUGUCAUCUCUAAGAGUUUUGACUCUACAUGAGAACCGCUUAACUGGAGAGAUCCCCGGAGGGCUUCCGGCAAUGCGCUUUUUGAAAGUCCUGACGCUCCAUCAGAACAAGCUGUCGGGCCGAAUUCCUGCAGAUGUCGGGUCUUUCGAGCAGCUUGCCUUCCUGUCAGCGCACGCAAAUGCUUUAACAGGGCCAGUUCCAGAGCUGAACUUGACAGACGGCUGCACAAACGACGACUCUUUCAGCAUGAUUGUGGAAGAUGCUAUUUACGGCUCCACGGAGUUCACAUGUGCAGGCCCCAUAUUACCAUUCCUGUGGACGACCCAGAAACUGAAGCAGACGUUCCAGGAUGCUUGCCCGGAGCGUGUUCAUACGUGUGAAAAGGCUUCUGCGAGAGGCCCAACGCUUCUCCUGCAUGGCAAUCGCUUGUCCUGUGGAGCUCCUCGCGACGUAACUGCUGUUCCGGAAUCCUUGAGGUCGCUCGUAGUCAUCGGCAACAUGCUGGGGGAUCCAUCAACGAAGUUGCCGGACUGGGUCGCAAAGGUGGAGGAACAACCGUUCCUUUACGUCUCCAACUCCACUGCGCACCGUUUAUGCUGGCACUUUGCAGCUUUGGCGCUAUUUUUUGCAGGGGCCUGGCGCCUUGUUCUGGGCAGUUGGCAUCACCUGCAACUCACAGAGGCGCUCGAGGACGAAACUGAAAUUUCUCACCGAUUUCUCGUCACGGCAAGUGGUCUCUUCGCCCCUCUCGCACUGGUGCUGUUUUGUCUCUAUGUGUUUGGAUCAUUUUACUACGAUGGGUGUGGAGACGAUUUCCUGAAGAGCACCGUUGCCUACUUCCAGAGUCCGGAAUGCGAAUUAUGGCUUGACUGCACGUGGUUCGUUUGGAGCGUAGGCUCCGCGUGGCUACUGCGGCAUGUGCCGAAACCUAAGAAACACCGUGGCGCACGCCCGGGCCGCCUGAGCCCCAAGAUUUGCAAGGCGCUCUGGUGGGUUGUAUGGCUGGGGUUAGUUCUUCUCCUGUCGGCACCCUCCAUGGCAUAUGCCUUCAUGAGCACGCUGCCACAGCAAAACCAGCUCCUGACGAGGCCCUGGCUGCUAUGGGCCGUCAAGAAUCAAGCUGCCUUGGUCAUGAUGCUGGUGGACAUGCUUGUCACGCCAAAGUUGGCCGCCAUGAUGUCGCAGCGGUCGCGUAUCCGCCGAUCGAUGCUUCUCAUGGCUGCUCGGACAGCCACGAUGUGGCUCAACGCCGCUCUUUGCACGAUCUACCUCAGCGAGCACUGCCAGCGUGGGUGGACGAGGUAUUGGAAUGUCUGCAAUGUAGCUUCCGAGGAGUACAAGAAGUUCAACAUCAGCUUGGGAAAGCAUGAACUUCUUGAGCCCGUCGCCGACUUAUGCGGUCAGAACGACCGGUGGUGGGCCACGGACGCUUGCGCGAGGUCUGUGGUGGGUACUCUGGCCCCACUGCUCCUGAGCAAGAUGAUCCAGCGUGCAUUGCUGCAACCAGUGAUAACGGUGGUGCUGUGGAAGCUCUCUGCCAAGGAAGACGGUUCACUCUACUUCUCUCCCCUGCAGUUUCUGGGUGUCCGAUGGAAGAUGUGCACCAGCCGAAACCUCGACAGGGCGGAGCAGGCAACCUUCUUGGUGACAUUGGCAGAGGUGCUGCUGAUCUGGGCCCCCUCGAUCCCACUGUUGCUGCCCGCAACGGCCCUCGCGGUCACGCUGAACCUGCGCGUCUUCCGUGUCGGGCAGCACGUCUUCGGAGCCGACGUGCCAGAAUUGGAAGAGGGCGAGACAGCAAGCAUGUCCAGGAAAUACAUGAUGGCCAGUGUGGUGGUGCUCUUGCUCUUUCAGAACUGGUUCGCCUGGACUUCCGAGAAGUCCGGCAUGUGGCUGCUGGGCCUUGCGAGCUGCCUGGCGGUCGGCCUCAUGGGCAGCAUUUCCAGCACAGCUGGAAUUGCUGGUGCCACUGAGGAGGAGUCUGUGGAGUUGGAGCUCCGGGUUCUCAGGGAGCUCUUUCCGCACCACGAGGGGGCGCCCUGCCUGUUGGGGCGCAGGGUCGAGUGCAAGCAGGGCCACUUGGUGCGGCUCGACCUGAGUGAUUCGCUGUUGAGAGAGGUCCCGGAGUCAUUGGGCGAACUGAUGUGGCUGGAGCAGCUUUAUUUGAACCGCAACCAGUUGAAGAUCAUCCCCGAGUCGAUCGGAAGUUUGCCGAAGCUGACGCAUCUGGAUUUGAACUACAACCAGCUGCAGAGCAUCCCCGAGUCGCUGGGCAGCUUGACGAGGCUGGGGAGGUUAUAUUUGAGCCGCAACCCGCUGAAGAGCAUCCCAGAGUCACUGGGCAACUUGACGCAGCUGACAUGGCUUGAUUUGAGCCACAGCCAGCUGAAGAACAUCCCAGAGUCGCUGGGCAGCUUGAUGGAGCUGGAGUGGCUGGGGUUGAGCCACAGCCGGCUGGAGAGCCUCCCAGAAUCGCUGGGCAGCUUGACGAGGUUGGAGAGGUUGUUUUUGAACGACAACCAGCUGGAGAGCAUCCCCGAGUCGCUGGGCAGCUUGACGCAGCUGGCUUGGCUUUAUUUGAGCGACAACCGACUGGCGAGCAUCCCCGAGUCACUGGGCAGCUUGACGCGGGUGAGGUGGCUUGAUUUGAGCCAGAACCGGCUGACGAGCAUCCCCGAGUCGCUGGGCAGCUUAACGCGGCUGGGCAGGCUUGAUUUGAACGACAACCGGCUGGAGAGCAUCCCAGAGUCGAUGGGAAGCUUGACGAGGCUGAGGGAGCUUGAUUUGAGCCACAACCAGCUGAUGCGCAUUCCCGAGUCGAUGGGAAGCUUGACGAGGCUGGGAAGUCUUGACUUGAGGCAAAACCAGCUGAAGAGCAUCCCCGAGUCACUGGGCAGCAUGUCGCGGCUGGGCAGGCUUGAUUUGAGCGACAACCGGCUCGAGAGCAUCCCAGAGUCACUGGGAAGCUUGACGAAGCUGAGGAAGCUUGAUCUUCGCAGCAACUUCCUCGCACAGCUACCUGACGCAAUUGGCAGGCUCGGUAGCUUAGAGGUUUUGCAGGCUGACAGGAACUUCCUUACCGAGCUGCCCCAGAGUUUAGGACAGCUCGCCAACCUCAAGCGGCUUCACUUGCAACACAACAUGCUCCAAGAUUUCAUCGCAGGCCUGGCUCUGCCAAGCCUUGAGGUGUUGCUUCUGCAAAGCAACCGGCUCCAAGCCGUCGAGCAAUUUUGUCAACUGCGGAACCUUACCACGCUGUAUCUACACAAAAACCAUCUGAGCGGCCGCAUCCCACCGUGCCUGUCAGCCAUGUCAUCGCUGAGAGUAUUGACUCUACAUGAGAACCGCUUAGCUGCAGAGAUCCCCAGGGGGCUUCCGGCAAUGCGCUUCUUGAAAGUCCUGACGCUCCAUCAGAACAAGCUGUCCGGCCAGAUUCCUGCAGAUGUCGGGUCCUUUGCGCAGCUUGCGUUCCUGUCAGCGCACGCAAAUGCCUUAACAGGGCCAGUUCCAAAGCUGAACUUGACAGACGGCUGCGCAAACGACGACUCUUUCAGCAUGAUUGUGGAAGAUGCUGUUUUCGGCCCCGUGGAGUUCACGUGUGCAGGCCCCAGAUUACCAUUCCUGUGGACGGCCCAGGACCAGAAGCAGAUGUUCCAGGAUGCUUGCCCGGAGCGUGUUCGUACGUGUGAAAAGGCUUCUGCGAGAGGCCCAACGCUUCUCCUGCACGGCAAUCGCUUGUCUUGCGGAGCUCCUCGCGACGUAACUGCUGUUCCGGAAUCCUUGAGAUCGCUGGUAGUCAUCGGCAAUAUGUUGGGAGAUCCAUCAACGAAGUUGCCGGACUGGGUCGCAAAGGUGGAGCAACAACCGUUCCUUUACGUCUCCAACUCCACUGCGCACCGUGUAUGCUGGCACUUUGCAGCUUUGGCGCUGUUUUUUGCAGGGGCGUGGCGCUUUGUUCUGGGCAGUUGGAAUCACCUGCAACUCACAGAGGCUCUCGAGGACGAAACUGAAAUCUCUCACCGGUUUCUCGUCAGGGCAACUGGUCUCUUCGCCCCUCUCGCACUGGUGGUGUUUUGUCUCUACGUGUUUGGAUCGUUUUACUACGAUGGGUGUGGAGACGAUUUCCUGAAGAGCACCGUUGCCUACUUCCAGAGUCCAGAAUGCGAACUAUGGCUUGGCUGCACGUGGUCCGUUUGGAGCUUAGGCUCCGCGUGGCUCUUGCGGCAUGUGCCGAAACCUAAGAAACACCGCGGAGCACGCCCGGGCCGCCCGAGCGCCAAGACCUGUAAGACGCUCUGGUGGAUUGUAUGGCUGGGGUUAGUUCUUCUCCUGUCGGCACCCUCCAUGGCAUAUGCCUUCAUGAGCACGCUGCCACAGCAAAACCAGCUCCUGACGAGGCCCUGGCUGCUAUGGGCCAUCAAGAAUCAAGCUGCCUUGGUCAUGAUGCUGGUGGACAUGCUUGUCACGCCAAAGUUGGCCGCCAUGAUGUCGCAGCGCUCGCGCAUCCGCCGAUCGAUGCUUCUCAUGGCUGCUCGGACAGCCACCAUGUGGCUCAACGCCGCUCUUUGCACGAUCUGCCUCAGCGAGCACUGCCAGCGUGGGUGGACGAGGUAUUGGAAUGUCUGCAAUGUGGCUUCCGAGGAGUACAAGGAGUUCAACAUCAGCUUGGGAGAGCAUCAACUUCUUGAGCCCAUCGCCGACUUAUGCGGUCAGAACGACCGGUGGUGGGCCACUGACGCUUGCGCGAGGUCUGUGGUGGGCACUCUGGCUCCACUGCUCCUGAGCAAGAUGAUCCAGCGUGCCUUGCUGCAACCAGUGAUAACGGUGGUGCUGUGGAAGCUCUCUUUCAAGGAAGACGGUUCACUCUACUUCACUCCGCUGCAGUUUCUGGGUGUCCGAUGGAAGAUGUGCACCAGCCGAAGCCUCGAUAGAGCGGAGCAGGCAACCUUCUUGGUGACAUUGGCAGAGGUGCUGCUGAUCUGGGCCCCCUUGAUCCCACUGUUGCUGCCCGCAGCGGCCCUUGCAGUCACGCUGAACCUGCGCGUCUUCCGUGUGGGGCAGAAUGUCUUCGGAGCCGACGUGCCGGAAUUGGAAGAGGGCGAGACAGCAAGCAUGUCCAGGAAAUACAUGAUGGCCAGUGUGGUGGUGCUCCUGCUCUUUCAGAACUGGUUCGCCUGGACUUCUGAGAUGUCCGGCAUGUGGCUGCUGAGCCUUGCGAGCUGCCUGGCGGUCGGCCUCAUGGGCAGCAUGGCCAGCACGGCUGGAAUUGCUGGUGCUGCUGAGGAGGAGUCUGUGGAGUUGACGGUGCUGGGGCCAAGCUCUUGCCCGGCAGGAUCCUUCUCCUGCGAUAUCGGGGGAGAUCACGGCGCUGCCGAGAUCACGGCCCAUGCUCGCUGGCUCUCUGCAGUGGAUCAGCUGUUCCACGUGAACUUCUGA